Molecule: messenger RNA, 828 nt
Organism: Dioszegia hungarica
Lineage: Eukaryota; Fungi; Basidiomycota; Tremellomycetes; Tremellales; Bulleribasidiaceae
Exons: 5
Coding region: 1-828 (275 amino acids)
Source: RefSeq, a predicted model, not a curated record
AUGGCACCGCAAGUCAAAGGGAUGAAAGUCCGCUUCGAGCAGGACCCGAAUAACCCCCAUGCGCCGCCCAGGCGGAUCAUCGAGAAGGCUGGAUUCUGGGAACGCCUUGUCGGAGUGAAGAAUGAACAGCCGCCGUACCUCCCCCUGCCUCCGGUCGGCUACCUCCCUCCCGCCCCUUCCGGCCACUCCACAGCGCCUCGUCCUCUGUCCAGUACGAUCUCCCCCGCUCAGGCCGCCAUCACAGCCACCAAUCACCCGAGCCUGACCGCCGCGCUCCGUCCCACCCCUUUCCCGCUCGAUUUCAAGUAUCUCCCUCGGUCGGAACGGCACGCGUGGGAGAAGCAGCGGAAGGAAGAGAUCAAGUAUCUGCAUGGGCUGGAUAAAGAGCAGAGGGCGGCGAUGAAGGCUGAGGAGGCAAGGAAGGGGCGGGAGGAGAAGGAAGCGAGGGAUCGGGCGAAGCAGGAGUUGAAAGCGCGGAACUCGGCAAUGAAGCUGGAGAAGAAGUUGGGAUAUCGACCGAUGCCGCAGUAUAUCCCUGCCCCGACUGAUCGACCUCUUCCACCGCUCUCGGCAGGUAUGGAGAGUACCGCGCCGAACAAUGCGCUUGGCCAGCCAACAUCCUGGAUGCUCCUUCCUACGCUGGAGCAAUUUGGACUCAGGCGGCCAUUCGAUGCACCGGGUCAGCCGGGGAAGGUGGAUAUUGGGGGGACAGAGUGGCCGAUGAUGAGCCGGACAAUGACGCAUGCAUUGCAGGUGAUGGGCCGGGAAGAACGUGUCCGACUAGACCAGGCCGGUCAUACAUGGUCCCCAGCCUGGUACCGAGAUUGA